Lolium perenne is the source of this 2274-nucleotide messenger RNA. RefSeq lists its product as uncharacterized. Lineage: Eukaryota; Viridiplantae; Streptophyta; Magnoliopsida; Poales; Poaceae. The record is from RefSeq and is a predicted model, not a curated record.
CCGCCUCUCCCAUUCCCAUUCCUUUCCUUUCCUGAUCAGUUCACGCCGCCAGCGCCGCCGAUUCGACCCCCGGAUCUCGCCGCCCGCCAUGGAUUUGCCCAACCGAGUUGCUCCACAUGGUUCCCCCGGACGAAGCCCCAACCCCAGGGAGAUGGCGACGGCGACCAGGGCCGUGGAGGCCGACGAGAACGCGACCCCGCGGCGUCCCGCGCCGGCGGCGAGGUCCGCGUCCCCGCAGAGGAAGAAGGUCCUGGGGGAGCGGAACAGCGGCGACAGCCGCAGCCGCGGGGAUGGCUCCUCGGCGCAGCCUAAGCCGCCCGCCCCUAGCCCUAACCCUACCCCGGCGUCCCCCACCGGCCGCGCGGGGCCGUACGACCCGAAGACGAACUGCACCACGCCGCGCCCCGAGUUCCUGCGCUACGACCCCAAGCGGAGCGCCGAGAUCCUCCUCCGCCUCGAGCGCGAGGCCGCGGAGGAGGAGCAUGAGCUCUCCGGCGUCACCUCGGGCACCGAGAUCUCCGAGCCGGUCUCCUCCGGCUCGUCGGCCAGGGACAGCGACUCCGAGUGCGACGAGGAGGAGGAGGAGGCGGUGGUGCCGGCGCGGGGGCGCGGCUGGGCGCGGCGGCUGUUCCUCCUUCUCGUCUCCGCGGCCUGCCUGCUCUGCUACGUCUACUGUAUGAGUUCCUCCCCUCCCUUCCCCGCUACUACCCUCGAUUUCGUCGGAUGGAACGGGAGCGCGCAUGGUGUGGGCGGUCAUGAAGUGUUUUCUCUUCCGGGGCCAGUUGACAUGAUGGGUUUAGAGGAUGGACCUGAAGCAAUUGUGUGCCGGGACAGUGAAGAUGGCAUCCCUUUGCGCGGGCCAGGAGGUUCUCCUAGCAAAUUCAUGGCAGUUGCGAUGAUGGGCAUGGCAGAUGCUUGCCCCAACGUUCCUCUCGGAGAAUUUUCAUGCCAAAUUGGGGAUGAGAGCACUGAGAACGUGGAUGUCCUCAAGGAAGAUUCUGAAACAGGCGAGCUGAAAUCAGAGGCGGUAACAGGUGGAGAUGACCUUGAGGAUUCCUUCGGUUCCACCCACAGCCAUGAUACCAGCAUGGAAGAAGGAUCACUUCACCACGAGAAAGCGGAAGAUGAUUCAGAGCACUCCAUGGAGAAAACUAUGGAACCAGAGAGUCUGAAGGUGGAGAACGACGACGAGGAGCUCCACUCGCUGGAGUAUGGGAACACAGCAGGAGCUGCCAGGCAACUCAUUCAUAUGGGGAAAAAACUCUGGCCUGCAGUGGAACCUCAUUUGCUGAAGAUGCUGGCAUGCCUGUCUGUUGCAGCAGCCUUUGUGACUGCUAUGCUCCUCAAGUAUUCCCGAAGAUCUCGUAAGGCCAAUGUGCCCGUGUCAAGACGUACACCCUCAGCUCCACCAGCGCGAGUGCCAGUCCUAGCUCCUCAUAGUGUUGCACAGCCGACUGUGUUUCGUUCGGAGCAACCUGUGCAUCGGCCAAUGCCCAAACCAGAGCCCUCUUCCUGUUUGGAGCUUCCUGUGCAAUCGGUGUUAACCAGGCCAGAUCCACCUGCCAGCCUUAAUGUUCCUUCAGUUGGUCAUGGGAACCGUGAUCAGAUGAUUCAGCAGGGGGAUGGUGGCAUCGUAAGGGCUUCAGAUGACAAGUCGAUGCCACCAGUGGUCCAAUUGCUUGGAGAGUUCUCAUAUGUGGAUACAGGCAGCUCAAGAGGGAGGCCUGUCAAAGACUCCAGUCAGCAUGGUGGAGAUAUCAGGGUUCAGGAAUCGACGCCUCCCAGAAAGGAUGUGGUCAGGAUGCAAAAGGAAUCUGACAAAGCUCCAAGCCCUGGUAUUCAAGCAGCACUAAAGAAGGAGAGCGCAGCAGAAGAAGAGAAGAUUGAUGCUACACCAACUCCGCUGAGACGUUCAAGUCGCCUCCGUAAAAAGCCUUCUCCGUGAGCAAGACAAACAUAAUGCAUUUUGUUGAUGGCAGAUGUUGAUUCUUCCUGGUGCCGGGAGUUUUGGGAGACAUCACCUAGUUGUAACCCAACACAAUCUAGCUUUUGUGCUGUAGCUGAAACAAGUUAUUGUAAAAGACCUGCAGUGUGCUUGGUUUUCCAAAAAAAACUGUAGAUUCUGCAUUUGACAUAUGACGCCUUUGUACUCUGUAGCUGCGCAUAUUAUGCGUGUAAUGGUAGAACAUAGAUUGCUGGUUGUAUAUUGGACACAUUGGUCAGCAUCUAGCUAUUGGUCUCUGAAUUAUAUGGUUAAUGGUGUAAUUUCUGCAA